Striga asiatica is the source of this 2075-nucleotide messenger RNA. NCBI's taxonomy places the organism in Eukaryota, Viridiplantae, Streptophyta, Magnoliopsida, Lamiales, Orobanchaceae. The record is from the annotation of a GenBank genome assembly.
GCGUGAGUUGACUUAUCAAUAUAGCCGGCUGUUCUUCUCCCCAAAAAAGGAAAGACGAACAAAAACCCAAACUACUUUGUCCACGUGUCAAGACGCCCAUUCUGUUAUUGUGAGGUUUGACUCACCCCCUCAAAUCUCAUCAAUUUGCCCUGCAUUUUCCCAUUUGUCUAUAAAAGAACAUCUCCUCUUAAUUUCAUUUCCACCAUAUCCAUUCUACUUCUAUUAAUUACAAUAUUAUUCACAACUCUUGGCAAAAUAUUUAGCACGUCGAUAUGGCCGGAGGUGGAUUUGCCGUCUCGGGCGGCACCGAAUUCGAAGCUAAAAUUACGCCAAUAGUUAUCAUUUCUUGUAUUAUGGCGGCCACCGGAGGUUUAAUGUUCGGCUAUGAUGUCGGUGUUUCAGGUGGCGUCACGUCAAUGGGCCCUUUCCUGAAGAAAUUUUUCCCAAUAGUGUAUGAGAAAACACAAAAUGCACACCUAGACAGCAAUUACUGCAGAUAUGACAAUCAAGGGCUGCAAUUAUUCACGUCGUCGCUUUAUCUAGCCGGUUUAACGGCCACAUUUUUCGCUUCUUACACGACCAGAAGGCUGGGCCGGCGGUUAACUAUGUUGAUUGCCGGUUUAUUCUUCAUAGUUGGUGUUGUGCUUAAUGCGGCUGCCCAGGAUUUAGCCAUGCUCAUUAUCGGCCGGAUUUUAUUAGGCUGUGGAGUAGGUUUUGCUAAUCAGGCUGUUCCACUAUUCCUAUCAGAAAUCGCGCCCACGAGAAUACGUGGGGGUCUCAACAUUUUGUUCCAACUCAAUGUCACAAUUGGGAUUCUCUUUGCCAACCUUGUCAAUUAUGGCACUGCUAAAAUCAAAGGAGGAUGGGGUUGGAGGGUCUCACUUGGCCUUGCCGGCAUACCCGCUGGCCUCCUUACAUUAGGCGCCCUUCUCGUAGUCGACACCCCUAACAGCCUCAUCGAACGAGGCCAUUUAGACGAGGGAAAAGCCGUGCUCAAAAGAAUCCGAGGCACACCAAAUGUCGAGCCCGAGUUCCAAGAGCUCGUCGAGGCUAGCCGCGUGGCUAAGCUCGUGAAGCAUCCUUUUCGUAAUCUCCUCAUGAGAAGAAAUCGCCCACAACUCAUCAUCGCCCUUGCUUUACAGAUUUUCCAGCAGUUCACGGGAAUAAACGCGAUAAUGUUCUACACGCCGGUACUCCUCAACACGGUGGGGUUCGGGAACGACGCCGCCCUGUACUCGGCAGUCAUCACAGGUGCCGUGAACGUGAUCUCGACGAUCGUGUCGAUCUACUCGGUGGAUAAAGUGGGGCGGCGAGUCCUCCUUCUGGAAGCCGGCGUGCAGAUGUUCAUCUCCCAAGUCGUGAUCGCGAUAAUCCUCGGCAUCAAAGUCACCGACACCUCCGAGAAUCUGAGCCACGGCUACGCCAUUUUUGUAGUUGUCCUCAUCUGCACGUUCGUCUCGGCGUUCGCGUGGUCGUGGGGCCCACUCGGGUGGCUCAUCCCGAGCGAGACUUUCCCACUCGAGACGCGGUCCGCAGGGCAGAGCAUGACCGUGUGCGUGAAUUUGGUCUUCACGUUUGUGAUUGCGCAGGCGUUCUUGUCGAUGUUGUGCCACUUCAAGUAUGGGAUUUUCCUCUUCUUUUCUGGGUGGGUUUUCGUGAUGUCCGUGUUCGUGUUUUUUCUGGUGCCGGAGACGAAGAAUGUGCCGAUAGAGGAGAUGACGGAGAGGGUGUGGAAGCAGCAUUGGUUGUGGAAAAGGUUUAUGGAUGGUGGGGAUGAAUAUGUUGCUAAUGGUAAUACUAAGGGUUGAUCCUAAUACUCAGUUGUCAAGGGAAGGUUUUUGUCUUUGUUUCUUUUGCAUGAAUAAACAAGAGUCUAUGUAGAAAAGGUAAGGGAAAAGGGGGUGGGGUUUGAUUUUGCUACAUUUUAUUAGCCUAUUAUAUAUCAUGUGUACUAAAUAUUAUAUGAUAUGGUUAUUGGCAAAUGGUUAAAUGGACAAGAUGAUUUUGCCACUGCAUGAAAUAAUUAAUUUGGUUCAUUUUUCAUUGUAAUGUAUCAAUUAUUAGUUGAAUGAAUG